AUCCUCAUGUUGUGGCACAAAAUCCAGAGCAGAAAAUUAUGAUGAUGAUGAUGACAGCACACGCCCCUCCAUCUGAUUGCCCGCUCUCCGCCCUCGCUGGUAGGAGCGGGGUGCGUCCACACGCUCCUCCUCUCUAAAUUGCCGCUGUAGCCUUCGCUUUCCAUCUUCCAUCACAGGAUCGCGGACAGAAUGGAGGCCCUGCUGAACGAGUGGCUGUGGCGGGAAGAGUUCUGGAUUCCUCCUGGGAAUCACUGGAAAGACAUGGAGAUGAAGGAAGGAGAGGGCCACUUUCCUCUACCCAGGGAUCUCAUCUACACCUUGCCACUAGCUCUGAUCUUUAUAGCCACCAGAUAUAUCUUUGAGAGGGUCAUCGCCAUCCCCCUAAGCAAAGUCUUAGGUGUGAAGGAUCGGAUUCGGAUUCGAGCCCCUUCCAUCCCAAAGCUGGAAGCUUUCUAUAAACAGCACAGCCAGCAGCCAUCGCAGAGUGAAGUGGUGGGCCUGGGAAAGCAGUGUGGACUCUCGCAGAGAAAGAUCCAGACCUGGUUUCGACACAGAAGAAACCAGGACAGACCCAGCAGCACCAAAAAAUUCUGCGAGGCCUCCUGGCGCUUUGUCUUCUACCUCACAUCGUUCAUAGCAGGGCUCGGCUCUUUAAUUGAUACGCCGUGGUUCUGGGAUCAGAGCGAGUGCUGGAGGGGUUAUCCCAAACAGCCUGUGUCUGAGGCUCAUUACUGGUAUUACAUGUUGGAGAUGGGCUUCUAUUUGUCGCUGCUUCUAAGCAUCUCUGUGGAUGUGAAGCGAAAAGAUUUCAAGGAGCAGGUGGUUCAUCAUAUUGCCACCAUAUUUCUCAUCGGUUUCUCCUACAUUGCCAACUAUGUGAGGGUGGGCACUUUGGUGAUGCUGGUUCACGACUCUGCCGACAUUAUUCUCGAGGUGGGUAAGAUGCUGCACUACGCAUUGUGGGCGACAACAUGCGACUUCCUGUUUGUCCUCUUUGCUCUGGUGUUCCUCGUCACGAGGCUGUAUGUUUUUCCAAGCAGGAUCAUCCACACCACCCUGAUCGUUUCAAUGCAGUUCUACGAGCCUUUCUUUGGUUAUUAUUUCUUCAACGCUCUUCUGUUCGUGCUACAAGUGCUGCACAUCUACUGGGCCUAUCUCAUCCUGCGCAUGGUCUACAGGUUUGCCUUCGUGGGCAAGAUCGAGGGUGACGUGCGCAGCGAUGAGGAAAGUCCGGUAGAUGACAAUGAAGAAGAGGAAGAUGGGGGUGAGUGCAGCUGGGAGCAGAGGAAGGAUGCGAUUAACUCCAGACUGGCAUCGCUGGCUAACAACUGCGUCCUGAACAACCUGACCAACCAGACAAAUAGAAACAGCAGACUACCCAAAACCAGAUAGUGCAGCGGCUUCACAUCGAGUCCACAGCUUCGCUUGAAAAAGAAAUCCUAAUCCCUUCCACUUCCAUGUCUCCAACAUGGUCCGUUGAUGAUUUCAGGGCAGGGUAGGUUUGCCUCCUGAGCAAAGAAGCACAGAUGAUUGUUGAUCCACCGAAUGUGACAUCGGGAAGAAACGCCACCACUCAUAACACUAAUAUCAAAAAAAUCAUAUAAAAACACGUAUGAUGAGAGCGUGUGAUCACUGCGUCGGUGUUCUGCAGGUUUUUACCGAUGCUGUUUCUGGUCCCUGUAUUAUAAGAACUUGAAAAUAUUAAGGACAGCGUUUUAGUUCAUCUUUGCUUUGUUUGAGUGAGAGGUUAAAAAAAUAUUGUGUAUAAUAUGGUGUAAUCUAUUUUAAAUGGAACAAACUACUCUGACUGAUUUAUGUCCACAUGGCUGCUCAUGCAUACAGUUCUGAUUGUAGUAAAUCUGUUGAUAAAUCACUUUAUAGGCUGUUUUUAUUCAUUAUUCACUGUAAUCUGUAUUUGAAUCCCUCUUAUGAUUAAAGAAGUUGUAUUUUUCUGCGACAGAGCUAGAUUUAGACAUUUUAGGAGAACUAUGGCGCCCCCUGGUGCACAAAGAAGACGCUGCCCCUUUCUGAUGCCUUUACAAAAAGUAUUUCUUCUACAAACACGGACGUGAACCGUGUGUGUGUCUGUGCAUCGUGUCUUUUUCUCACUGGCAGCAUGAUUUCCUAAUCGGGUCUUUUGUUUUGUGCCUUGGCUGCUGUGUUUUGAACACUAAGAUAUGAAGUCUAUGUGCUACUAGGGUUGCCCUUUUUGGAGCAACACACAGGAAAGGCCUUAUUGUAACGUGUGUUGCGUGUUUUUGCGUUGUCAUUUCUACCUUUGAAAGCCACGAACCUGAUUCACACAGAUGGGCAUUAUUGACCUAUUUUAGAUACAUCGAUGAAAUGCUCCUGGUUAAAAAUGAAUGUAGAUAUUAGGAGCUGUAUAUUUUAAUAUUUACCAAAUUGUGUUCUGAUGCUUGCUAGUGUGAUUUUACAUGUCUCUUCCCACCGUGCUGCUGCAGAUGAACACUUGUAAUUCACUACCACUGCAUUAGUGGGAACUGGUGAAGAUGACUGGCUGCUGAGUGAACAUGCUAAUCCAGUCAUCAUUUAUGUAACGAUGGCUGUGAUAGGGCUAGAAACAGGGCGUGUCUGUGCAGGGAUGUGAUGUCACUGAGGCCCACCGCACAACAGGGGGUUUAAAGUGAAACGCUGGAGCGCUAAAAGGGCCGAUGCAGUGAAUGAGACCCACCUGGAUGUUGUUUUUAAGAAGAUAUAAAAGCAGGAGACACUUUAUGUCCUCAUGAAACCUGCAUUUGACUUUUAUUAUGAGUGUUAAUUUGUGACAACUUGAACAGUUGAAAUAAAUGACUUCUGAAUAAAAC
Pelmatolapia mariae (spotted tilapia) is the source of this 2825-nucleotide messenger RNA. Its product is annotated as ceramide synthase 2-like. The record is from RefSeq and is a predicted model, not a curated record. The coding region runs from base 190 to 1392 and encodes 400 amino acids. NCBI's taxonomy places the organism in Eukaryota, Metazoa, Chordata, Actinopteri, Cichliformes, Cichlidae. Gene Ontology annotation, cellular component: membrane. Gene Ontology annotation, molecular function: sphingosine N-acyltransferase activity; DNA binding. The transcript has 11 exons. Gene Ontology annotation, biological process: ceramide biosynthetic process.